AGAUCUGUGAAGAGCAACCCCAGUGUGGAGUUCAGAUAGAAAUACCCUGAGCUGACAAGCUGCCACCAGCCAUGUCUGCUGCUUCUCUCAUUUGAAGUGCUGGUGGUCAUUUUUACCUCUCCCGUUUUCCUACCACACGCCUGUGUAUUCGCGCUCUCUCUCCCCCUUCCUCCUUUGUUGCAUUUUUCAGUUUCUUGGGAACAGAUCCAAAGCCUUAUUAAUUACCUCACUCUUCCCAUGUCCCCCAAGGCUGACCUCAGGUUUUUGCAUAGGCUCCCCUUUCAGAUAAUUGAGUUAAAUAUAGAGUCUGUAGCCUAGACAAAGGAGGACCUCACUACGGUUGGGGAUGGGCUUGGCAACAUUAAGAAAGAGCUACAGGUCUAUCCCUGGCUUUUUGAAGACAACUGGGAGGGCCAGAGUACCCAGAAUUCUUGUAUCUGUUGCCUCCUAAGGAGUCUGAUGCAUGCAGCUGAGAACAACAGAGACUCUCUCAAAUAGGUGGAAGGUUCCAGUCAUUUCUCCAUACUGUUGCUAGCUGGGAGCAAGACUUCAAAGCCACUUUUGAUGGGAACACUUCCUAUGCAAACCACGAGGGCAGAUGACCACUGGUGACUGCCAGACUCUCUCAAGAAGAAUUUCUAAUCCAUACCUUGAACAUAGUCCUUCUCAGAUUUAUGGAGAGAAUUCUUCCUGUGCAGGAAGAGCAUUAAGGAAUAUUAUUAUCCUUCAAGCAGCUGACCUGGUAAAGGACAGAGUGAAUCUCAAGGGGUUUUACAGGAGAAGCUGUGUGGGGUCAGAGCUGGUCGACUGGCUCCUGGAACACUGUCCUUUUGUCCAGUGUAGAUCUAUGGCCAUUGGAGUCUGGCAGCUCCUACUGGAUAUGGGGAUUAUGUCAUCCGUGGACCAACAUCUAUACUUUCAAGAUAAUUAUGUUUUCUACCAGUUUUCUUCGGAUGAGUGCAGCUACUUGUACUGCGAAUUUGAAAGAGAGGAAGAAUGGCAGAAGGGAGUGAAGCUAUUGCUGGAGCUUGUGCAUCUCAUUCCUGCAAGAGCUGGCAUCUGUGACCUGUCUCACCAGAAAACGGAAGACUCGGAGGAAAGCAGUGAUGAGAUUCUUGCUCGGCUAACAUCUGCGGUGCAGAGAGAGCUGGCGGCUGUUAUUGCUUUGAAAGCAAGAAAGUCUGCAAUUGAGCAAGAUGAUGAAAACGCUGACAAGCAUGUAACCGUGACGGAGGCUAACAACGGUCCCGAUCCUCAGGCUGGGGUGAUGUGCAAGCUUCAAGAGAGAGAUGAUAUCGGACGUAUUGAGCUGGUCCACAAGCUGGCAAGAGAAAACUGUCAGUUUUUACAGACAGAAAAAAAAGAAUCGGAGAAGUUGGAACAGCAAGAUGAUGAAGUGACGAUGGUUCAGGUUAAAGAGCAAGGCCAGAGUGUGCUGGUGCUGAAGAAAGUAGCAAGCUGUGGCCCAGCCCCCACCUCAGGGAGUGCGGAGAACGACGCGAGAUAUGUGGUGGUGUCUGGUACCCCGGAGAAGAUCUUGGAGCACCUUUUGAAUGACUUGCACCUGGCAGAGGUUCAGCACAAAGAAACAGAAACACUCCUUGAUGACUUCCUCCUCACGUACACCGUAUUCAUGACAACUGAUGACUUGUGCCAGGCGCUGCUAAGACACUAUUCUGCCAAGAAGUAUCAAGGGGAAGAAGAAAACUCAGAUGUCCCUUGUCGGAAGCGCAAGGUCUUACAUCUGGUUUCCCAGUGGAUUUCUCUGUACAAGGACUGGCUACAUGAAGAUGAGCAUUCAAAAAUGUUUCUAAAGACCAUAUACAGGAACGUGCUGGAUGAUGUCUAUGAGUACCCGAUUCUUGAGAAAGAGCUGAAAGAGUUUCAGAAGAUACUUGGCGUGUACCGCCGUCACACUGUUGAUGAAUACUCACCACAGAAGAAGAAUAAAGCCCUUUUCCACCAAUUCAGUCUUAAGGAGAACUGGCUCCAGCACAGAGGAACUGUGGCAGAAACAGAGGAAAUUUUUUGCCACGUGUAUAUAACGGAGCACUCCUAUAUCAGUGUGAAGGCAAAAGUGUCGAGUACAGCCCAGGAGAUCCUGAAGGUCGUGGCCGAGAAGCUGCAGCGUGCCGAAGAGGAUCUGGCUCUGGUAGCCAUUACAUUCUCUGGAGAAAAGCAUGAAUUUCAGCCAAAUGACUUGGCCAUUUCCAAAUCCCUGGAGGCAUCUGGUCGGAUAUAUGUCUACCGAAAAGAUCUGGCUGACACUUUGAAUCCUUUGGCAGAAAAUGAGGAAUCCCAGCAAAGGUCAAUGAGGAUUUUGGGGAUGAACACGUGGGACCUUGCUCUGGAAUUAAUGAGUUUUGAUUGGAGUCUGUUCAAUUCAAUCCACGAGCAAGAGCUGAUCUACUUCACAUUCAGCAGACAGGGGAACGGAGAGAAUACUGUGAACCUCAGCCUUCUGCUCCAGAGAUGUAACGAGGUCCAGCUCUGGGUAGCCACAGAGAUUCUGCUCUGCAGCCAGCUAGGCAAGCGCGUGCAGCUGGUGAAAAAAUUCAUCAAGAUUGCAGCUCACUGCAAAGCCCAACAGAACCUAAACUCUUUCUUUGCCAUCGUGAUGGGUCUCAACACCGCCUCUGUCAGCCGGCUAUCACAGACCUGGGAGAAAAUCCCUGGGAAGUUUAAGAAGCUUUUCUCUGAACUUGAGAGUUUAACGGAUCCUUCCCUAAACCACAAAGCCUACAGGGAUGCGUUCAAAAAGAUGAAGCCACCAAAAAUCCCUUUCAUGCCCUUACUGCUUAAAGAUGUAACGUUUAUUCAUGAAGGAAAUAAAACAUUCUUGGAUAAUCUCGUCAAUUUUGAAAAGCUGCACAUGAUUGCAGACACUGUCCGAACCCUGAGACACUGCAGGACUAACCAGUUUGGAAGUGACGUGUCUCCAAAGGAGCAGCAAGAGCUGAAGUCCUAUGUCAACCACCUGUAUGUCAUCGACAGCCAGCAAGCCCUGUUCGAGCUCUCUCACAGGCUGGAGCCUCGAGCCUGAGCUGUGCCAAUGCAUCUGCCCUGCAUCUGCAACUCUUAGAGCAAGCAAAGGCCUCCGUUCAGCAUGUUGCUUCCUGUAAUAAAAGAGGUUGCUGAGUUUUAUCAGCAUACCAUGAGACAAGUGCAGGAAAGCCAGCCAAAGCACGUUCAGGAAGUGAUGUCAGCCACCAGAGGCGAGAGAGCUCCCCCCACUGCUGUCAGGGAGAAGACAGGAGUCAGAGCAUCCUUGGAACAGGGUCUUCCUUAUGAUGACGAUUUCAUUCCAGUCCAAGUUUCAGCUUAUGAGGUGCCAGCAUUAGGAGGUGAUUGCUCAUAUAGCAAGAAGGACUGUCACUCUGCCUGGUCACCUUACUGCUGAUUGGCUGUCUGCUCACCUUAUUGCCAAUUGGCUGUUAAGAGACUGUGGACAGCAAGGGCAACUCCAGAUGUUCCAGAAAGAGGAGAGGCCUCUGUUGCUAUAAACUUAACAUCACCCUGGAGGGCAUGUCCUUCUGUGCAAAUAAGAAAUGCGCGGCACACACUUCUUUGCAUCCACAAUCAUUUGCCAAUGUAUAUGCAGAUGAACUAGUUUCUGUACCACUGAUGUACUUCUGUAAGCAAGGUAGACUGGGUUUCUCAUCCAAUAAGGAGCUUGGCAUUGUUCAGUUUCUAUGAACUGUCUUUACAUAUAUUGUUGUUGUUGCUGAGUGCAGUUUUCAGAAAAACACAGGACCUGGAUCGUGAGCGCUCAGUGUUAGUUUACUGGGGUGACAGAAUUUCCAGUGUCUGCAUUCUGGUAUCUGAUGGAGUCUUGGUGUCUGACAUUACUCCUCCAAGUUCCCUGCCUACAGGAUGCAGAACAUCAACCCAUGAGGGAGGGUGAGUGAAGCCAAGUAUAUGAAGCUUAACAGUUAGCCUGCUAGACUCAGUAAUUGAAAAGUAUCCAGAGAUGCCUAAAGUCUUACUUACUUGGGGAGUCAGAGCCCCGUAGUCUACUUCCCAAGCAAAGCCAGAGUCUUUCUGCAAUUUGCCUUUUACCUUCCUAUUCUUUGUUUUUAUAAAUUGGGCCUCAUAUACCAAAUAAGACCUCUUGGAAUUCUCAAGGACUGGUUUGAGGAUCUCCCUGAAUCUUCAAAUGAGCUUGUGGUUUAAAAAAAAAAAAAAAUGCCUGCUCUCCCAUGAUCUAGAUACUAGUUCCUUCACUGUGUGCAAGUUCCCAUCUGAGUAUUUUGUCUGUGCAUUUGCAAUCUUGAGUAUGGGUAUGCUGUUCACAGCCUUGGGAGUUGGUUGGGGGUGGGGGUCAGGGAGGGGAGCUGUGUCCACACAGAUCUGCUUCCUACUCUCUUUGCCACCUGGUCCAUUCUCAUUACCAAGGUCUGAGCUAUGCCUGUUGCCACCUGAUUUCCUGAGAGCUAUGCUGUUCCCUGGUUUUGGGACCAGUGAGCUUGAAACACUGCUAGAAGGAACCAUAUGGGAAAAUCUUGGUAGAGCUUUCAGAGAGAUUGCAUCUGACCUAGCAUGUAAAAUUUCAGCCCUAGAAACUUAACAGGGGUUUAUAGAAACACCCCCAACUGAGGGUGAUUCACUCAGAAAAUGAUUUACACGUCUGAGGGCCGGUGUAUGAGACCAGAGCUACAGAACCAGGGAGAACAGGCUGUCCUGACGUGUGGACAAGCACAACCUCUGAGGAUAGCACACACUUAUAGCACAAAUACGAAUGUCUUCCCUCCAAGCUAGCAACUGGACUGGGCUAGUGUAUCAUACCAGGCCAUUUUGACAUUGUCUGUGUUCUGCGAGUAUUAACGUUAGCUCUACAUUGUUUCAAGCAGAGCUUUACCUUGAGAACUCAUUGUAGAUGGAGAUCUGUUUCAGUAGAACACUGUCUAGGCUCUAGCUCAGCUGGGCUACACUGGCCACACCUGCAUCAUGCUUGACACACUUAGAGAAUCCUGCAGGACAUGAAUGGGAAUAGCCCUAGAGAGCAUGGGGCAAGGCUGCCUCUCCCUCCAAAGCAAAAGUCAGAUGGGAUUGUUUGCCCAUCCUGUCUCCAGCAUAUCUAAAAAUCUCUAAAUCCUUCUCAACUUUAACACCUGGUUCUAGGGAUUUCUCAGGCAGCAGAUUUAGGAACUUCAGAAGCUUCGCAGAGUCUUAAAUCUCAAAUUAAAGAAAAGUUCAGACUGGUCAGACCCUGUUUCCACAGGAAGCUCUUCCUAAGGAAGCCAAGCCCUGUAUAUAUACCCACAGGAGUCAGCACUUCCAGGCAUGGGAUGACCCAGUUCCUUCUCCAAAGCCUCCAAGGGUUCCCAGACCCAGUGCUACUGUGUUGGAAGAGUGGACCAGAAGAUGUGUAAAGUUCCUUCCAGUUCUCCUUUGGAUUCUUGUGAUUUCAUGAAUCUCCAUCCCCUCCCUAGAUCUUGUAUAAUUGGCACCUUCUUGGCCUCUUUCUGUUGACAACACAGCCCUCGAGGGGUCCUGUGCUUUGGAUUCUAUCCCUGCAAAGCGAGCUCCUACCAGAGUCAGAACACAAGUCCAUCUAGGAAAAGUCACAAACGUUCUGAACAUCUCAAAGGAUUCGCACACACAUUUGCAGAUGCUCCACAGCCUCCACGUGGCAACUUGCCGACAGGUUACCGUAGCACAUGGUGUAACUCGCAGUCUACCUUUUUAGUAUCUUUAAUUGCAUUGAGAAUAGAUUCCUUUUCCUGCUCCAAUAUCUACAAGCAAGCAGUGUAACUCAUACCUUGAAUUUAGAGGCAUGAAAAUAAAGUCCCACCCCUCCUAGUUUGUAGGGAGGUAUUUCAUAGGCGGACAGUCUUCUGAGUGAGGAAGCGGGAGUAUGGAUACGUGGCUGCUUGUAUAGACCUCUCAUCCUGAAGCUCGUGUGGCUGCCUAAGUGUCAGCUCUGUGGUUUUGUACAGACUACACAUGCAUUGCAAAGCCUGAACCAAAUGACACAACCCACGAAAGCUUAUCAGAAUUGGGCAAAAUCAUUAAGUUUAGAAGACAAGGGCCACUAUAGCUGUCCAGCAUAGAAUUUCUUCUCAACUUCAAAGACAUGUCCUUGAAAUUUCAGCCCACUCAGUAAUGAGUGGGCCAGUUUUGCUCUAGAGAGAACACAUUUUGAAAAUUGCCAAAAAGUCAGAAGAAAUGUACUACUGUAUAAAGCAAAGCUGUAUAUACUGAGCAUUUUUAGCAGAGUAAUAUUUAUUUGCAUAGCCUAUUUAUUGUAUUUGUAUUACACUGUUAUUAAAUACCAGGAUGAAAUCACUGACCAGAAGCAAGAACUCUUGCCUUUGGAUGUCUCAUUGCUUAGGACCGCCGUGAUGCUGUCAGCUUGGGAUAACAAUUAGAAGAUAGAAAACCCACAGUCCGGGCGUCUACCUAACUUCUCAGGGACUACACCUCGUAGUUUUCCACCAUUAUAAGCGCUGGUAAAUAUGAAACAUUUGUUGAGUUACCAGACUGCCGUUGACAGUGUUUGAUUUCUCAUAGUUCAUGCUUUCUGCCUCUGUGUACAUGACUCUGCUGUGUAUUUAUCAAAGUAGGAAGCAAUAAUUUAUAUGUAAAAAUGGCCAAGCAAUAUAAGGUUAAAACUUACAUAAGUAACCAUUACCUUAUCUUGUAUUUUCAAGUGUUUUUUAAAUCUGCUUUUCCAAAUAUAAGACUAUGUUAAAGAUA
This is a messenger RNA of Mus musculus (house mouse), 6699 nucleotides long. It is a transcript of the gene Rapgef5, whose product is annotated as Rap guanine nucleotide exchange factor (GEF) 5. The transcript has 28 exons. The coding region runs from base 599 to 3043 and encodes 814 amino acids. Gene Ontology annotation, cellular component: nucleus; nuclear body; nucleoplasm. Gene Ontology annotation, molecular function: guanyl-nucleotide exchange factor activity. Lineage: Eukaryota; Metazoa; Chordata; Mammalia; Rodentia; Muridae. The record is from RefSeq and is marked validated. Gene Ontology annotation, biological process: intracellular signal transduction; small GTPase-mediated signal transduction.